GUCACCAGAACGCGCCUUUGAAACUUCUCACCGUUUGGAUGUAUCAACCAAACCCCUUCGUUCUGCUGCGAUCAACAUCUAACGAUGGCUUCAGUCUACAGCUGUAGGGAAUGCGGAACCAACCUCAACCUCAACGCCACCCACCUCUUCCCAUCGGACUUCUACUUCGACGCCGGCAACAAAGGCACCCUCUCCUUCGCAUGCGUCGACGCCACCAAGUUCCGAUUCGAGAAAGAGGACAAGAUCAGGCCCUUUUUCGAGACCCUGGAUUACUGGGGAAUCCAAAGGAAGAGGACCAAGAUCAAGUGCAAUAGCUGUGGCCGUCUCGUUGGCUACAUCUACGAUGAUGGUCCUCCUCUCACCGACAGUCCCGGUCAGCUCCAUUUCGGCCCCAGUCAGGUCAUUCCUCGAGCCCCCAGGUACAGGUUCAAGACCAAGACUCUCCAGAUUGCUUCUCAGACUUGAUUCAUCUUCUCUUUCCUGAGUUGAUUUCAGGGUUUCUUUACACACAGAGGAUCAAUAAGGUUUUUAUUUUGGGGUUUUUCCCCCUUUCUUUUGUUGUAUACUGGUUGCGUGUUUGUAUAGUAUGGUAAAACUUUGAUUUCCCCAUCUUCAUGCGGAUGUGUUAAUUGGAAUAAAUUUUUAUUUUUAUUUCCCGAUCGUUUUUUUUGAAUUUUUCCCUUUCGUUCUCGUUCUUGCUCCUUGAUACCUGCUGAAAAAAGUAGCAUUUAGGAGCAGAUUUCAUUGCUUUUGAGGGAAAAAUUAGACUACUGUCCCAUAAUUACUUCUCAUUUUUGAACAGUGGCACUCUUUCCUUCUUUGUGGAUGUGCUUGUUAAUGGGAAUAAAAGAAAUUGUUUGCUUUUUCUUUUA
Messenger RNA from Vitis riparia (riverbank grape), 872 nucleotides. RefSeq lists its product as uncharacterized. The coding region runs from base 85 to 465 and encodes 126 amino acids. The record is from RefSeq and is a predicted model, not a curated record. The transcript has a single exon. NCBI's taxonomy places the organism in Eukaryota, Viridiplantae, Streptophyta, Magnoliopsida, Vitales, Vitaceae.